Lodderomyces beijingensis is the source of this 738-nucleotide messenger RNA. NCBI's taxonomy places the organism in Eukaryota, Fungi, Ascomycota, Pichiomycetes, Serinales, Debaryomycetaceae. The record is from the annotation of a GenBank genome assembly.
AUGUCGGCGCCAUCCGCAUCGCCAGAGCAAAGAAGUGGCUCUGGCUCGACAACAGACGGUCUCACCCUAUCGCCAAAGGAGAAAAACAACGGCUUUGAAUGGUGGAGGAGGACGCUACAGUACCAAACGGGGCUCGGGCUAUCCGAUCAAGACAAACAGCAGUACGAGUACGACUACGUGAAUCGCAACUUGGACGCGAAAUGUCGCGAGUGUCAGGAAAACUUGACUUGGAUGUUGAGUUACUCACCCUCGGUUGUGUUUAUGAUGGACCACAUCAGGAAACUCAACCGCGACCAGAAACCGUUCCCCACUCUGCAGAUAAUCUGCCAGAGUUGCGAUUUCACCAAAGGCGGAGGCUUCGAUCCCAAUUUGGGCAUUGUGCUCUGCAGCAAUUGGAUCCGGUCGAAAUGGCAGCUUGAAGAUGUCUUGGUGCAUGAGUUGGUGCACAUGUACGACUACAUGAAGUUUGAUUUGAAGAUGGACAAUUUGAGACAUCACGCGUGCACCGAGAUCAGGGCCAGUAUGCUUAGUGGCGAGUGUCGAGUUUGGAACGAGAUUAAAAAGACGGGGUUGGGCAAUUUCGGGAAAAAGUUCCAGGACUGCGUCAAGAGAAGAGCUGUGUUGUCCGUCGAGGCCAACCCCAGAUGCCUGAGUCGCCAAGAGGCUGAAUCCGUGGUGGAUGUAGUUUGGAAGAGCUGUUUCAACGACACGAGACCUUUCGAACGUGUGUAUAAAUAG